AUGAAAAUAUUACACACGGAUGACACAUCUAUCUAUCUAUCUAUCUAUCUAUCUAUCUAUCUAUCUAUGUCAGUCUGUUCAUAUUUGUCUCUCUCUCUCUCUCUCACUCUUUCUCUCUCUCUUUUCUCACGCACGCGCGUUGUCUAUUUCCCUCUGUUCAUACCUAUCUAUCUAUCUCUCUAUCUAUAUCCCUCUGUUCAUAUCUAUCUAUCUAUCUAUCUAUCUAUCUAUGUCAGUCUGUUCAUAUUUGUCUCUCUCUUUCAUUCUCUCUCUCUCCUUUCUCUCUCGCACGCACGUUGUCUAUGUCCCUCUGUUCAUAUCUAUCUAUCUAUCUAUGUAAGUCUGUUCAUAUUUGUCUCUCUCUCUCUCUCAUUCUCUCUCUCUUUUCUCAUGCACGCGCGUUGUCUAUUUCCCUCUGUUCAUACCUCUCUAUCUAUCUAUAUCCCUCUGUUCAUAUAUAUAUAUCUAUCUAUCUAUGGUAGUCUGUACAUAUUUGUCUCUCUCUUUCAUUCUCUCUCUCUUUCUCUCACGCACGAGCGUUUUCUAUCUCCCUCUGUUCAUGUCUAUCUAUCUAUCUAUCUAUCUAUCUAUCUAUCUAUCUCCAUACUCGCAUCGAAGGAGAGGCCUUGGCGAAUCGGCCACGGCAAACCUCUGGCAUUUUGUCAAAGUGACCAGCCGUCCGUUAGUGAGUUUGUCAUCGCCAGGAAAUCCGUGAUCGCUCGUCCUUGUCAUUUGCUCAAACGUGUGUAA
Acanthosepion pharaonis is the source of this 750-nucleotide messenger RNA. Lineage: Eukaryota; Metazoa; Mollusca; Cephalopoda; Sepiida; Sepiidae. The record is from the annotation of a GenBank genome assembly.